Molecule: messenger RNA, 1116 nt
Organism: Cervus elaphus (red deer)
Lineage: Eukaryota; Metazoa; Chordata; Mammalia; Artiodactyla; Cervidae
Gene: ZNF597
Product: zinc finger protein 597
Exons: 2
Coding region: 1-789 (262 amino acids)
Biological process (GO): regulation of transcription by RNA polymerase II
Molecular function (GO): RNA polymerase II cis-regulatory region sequence-specific DNA binding; DNA-binding transcription factor activity, RNA polymerase II-specific
Source: RefSeq, a predicted model, not a curated record
AUGGCAUCCACACUCCCUACAACCGAGGCCCAGCUACAUCUAGAAUCUAUGGAACUUGAAGAGCUUGCCUUAGAAAAAUGUUCCCUUGCUGUGCCCCUCAUCUAUUACCCAGAAAAGUCCUCUGAGCAUGGAGCUGGAAACUUUGAAAGGAAAAUAUCAGGUGGAACUCCUGCUUGCACGAAAAGGUUCAGAAGCCUUUUAGUUACCAUUGAAAACCAUACCCCGUUGAUAGAACUAGCUCAAAGUUUAGGAACCAGAGCACUUCCUGAAAUUCUUCCAUUUCCCGAAGAAGGAACCAAAAAGUCAUACAAGUGUCCUGAAUGUGAUCAAAGCUUCAGUCAUAGUUCAUACCUCGUUUUACAUCAGAAAGCACACGCAGGAAGGAAAAAGUGUGAAUGUGAUGACUGCAGGAAGAUUUUCAAUCACAGAUCCAACCUGAGAGCUCACAAGAUAAUCCACACUGGCGAGAAGCCAUAUAAGUGUGCACAGUGCGGCGGCAGCUUCCGCCAGCCCUCGCACCUGUCUCAGCACAGGAAGACUCACCCGAAGGAGAAAAUCCACAGGUGUGGCAUAUGUGGAAGGGGGUUCACGAGGCUCCGGGGACUGUCACAGCAUCAGAAAACCCACACUGCCACAAAAGCCAGCGAUAAAUACGUCGGUCAGAGAACAAAUCUGGCUUUGCCUGAGGAAAAGCACGGGUCAGCCGCCCAGCAGCCGUGCAGUCCCGGCAGGAAAUGCUUUGGGCAGCCCUCAUACCCCUGCCCGGGAGAGGCCACAAGGACAAUCUGAACACUAUAGCAGUUGGGGGGAAAUUUUGCUUUCCUUCUCAAAAUUCAAACCCUUAAAGUGUCCUGAGUGUUCGAAGACCUUUCUUUCUACCUCUGAGUUUAUCUCUCAUCAGAGCAUUCACAGUGGGGAAAAGCCCCAUAAACCCAAAACAUGCACAGAAAGUUUUAUUUUGGACUCAGAGCUUGCAUGCCACCAGAAGAGUCACACAGGAGAGAAACCUUUAAAAUGUACCAGGUGUGGGAGAAAUUUCAGGUUGAAAACACAUCUUACUCUCCUUCAGUGAACCCAAUCACAAAACACUGUGUAAAUAUAGCAAAUUUUCAUUAA